AUUAAUAAUAAAAAUAGUAAGUUUUGUAUUUGCAUGUGCAUAAAUUCUAGGAUUAUUUCCUCGGGUCGAUGUAGCUGCGACAAAUGAAUGACACAGAAUGUAAGUAGGUAUAUUUAAUACUGUUAGAAGUGUUAAGGUGUUGACACAGGGUAUACUGUCCGUAUUGUUUGUUUACUGCAUCUAUCUUGACUCCUUUCGGGGGUAUUUGUUAAUUACAGGUAUCCUAAACGAUCGACCUCGUAAAGUUUGAAGCCAUACAUGAACACCUGUAAGUUCUGGAUGUCACUACACAUGUAGACUAUUAUAGUGUUUUCCUGUAUAUAUUAUACCCAUGCAUCAAAUAUUCAGAUAUGACGUGUUCCACCAAAAAUUUAAAUUUAUGUAAAAACAUGUACUGGCUGUGGAAAACAUUAUAUCGGUGAAACGGGGACUACUCUGCGAACACGUAUACGAGUUCAUAAACAACACAUUUCAGCACCCGAAUAUAGAAAAAUUAAAGUUAGUGAACAUUUAGAUGUGUGUGGCCACGGAUAAUUAAGUGUAUUUCCGUUUUAUAAACUUUAUACAGAAAAUACUAUUUCCCGACGAGAAAAAGAAAGACAUUUUAUUUAAAAAAAAAACAAAUUUGGAAUAUAUAUAUAUAUAUAUAUAUAUAUAUUAUUACUACAGUAACUUGAUCCGAAGAGUCGGAUCACGUCGAGUUGACAGGCGCGGAUCAUCAGAUCACACAAGACGCGAAGGAGAUCUUGAGACUUUGGCGUGACCAUCGCACUUUGGCGUAGUCAUUGCACUUGGAAUACCUACGUAUGUAUAUACAUGUAUAUACAAAGAAAAGUACUAACAAUUGGAAAGGAAAUAAAUAAUUAAAGGACAAUAUAUGGUAUGCUUGCUUGUAGUCCCCAUUCAUAGCUAAAUUUUAAUUCUUAAUAAAAUAAAAGUUGAUGAAAUUUAUAUGAGUUCAUUAUUACAUAUAUAAUGCCUUAUAUUUAUUUGAUUAAAAAAUACUUUGUGCAUGUAGUGUUAAGAGGUCAUUUAAGUCGCCUUGGUUACAGAAAAAUGCCAAAAUACGUAAUUUUGACAUCUUUAAUAGCCAUUUUAAAUGCCUGCGAUUUCUUUGACAAUAUUUAUAUUUACACAUCGUAAAUAUAUCCAGAGAGAAGAUCUGUGUGCAAAAUAUUUUUCUUGUUUAAGUAGUCGCAUAUAUAUAACCGGUAUAUAAAAAAAAACUUUCGAAAAGCACGCAUUUUUCCAUAAGUGUCGUGUCGACGUCAUACCUCCAUACAAUGUACAUCGUACACUGCUCAUUAUGUAUUCUAUGUAUGGGGAUAAAAGUUGCGUUGUGUAUAACUCUUUCGUGAAAAUAAAAAAAAAAUCACUCUAAUUAUGUUUUGUAUUACAUUAUGUCAACGAUUUUUUAGAAUCCGAAUUAAUGAAAUGAGAAACCGGUUGACCCGAUCCAUAAGCGGAUCCAGGAAGUUGUGAAAGGGAGUCUAGCAUUUGAUCUUUUACGUACUUUUCAUAACCCCCACCCCUAUUCCAUUUACACCUUUUGCUGGUGUAGAUAACAUCGUAGAGAGAUCUUGAAACAGUUUUCAUAUAUGAAAAUGCUUCGGUUAUUACUACUUCUUAUACCCACACUUUCUAAAGAAAGUUCUGGUAUAUUGUUUUUAUCCCGGUCCGUCCGUCCGUCACUAAAACUGUGUCCACAUUCAUAGCUCUAUCCAUAUGUUUUAGGGGCUGUAUAGUAAUGUCCUGUAGAUGUGCAAUAAGGUUCCGGAAUUUUCAUAUUGGUCCUAGGGGACAAAUAGGGGCUGAAAAAUGACAUUUUCUAUCAUGACGUUUGUCACUUAAACAUCUACAUCUUUAGGAGUAGUCACGUGCUAUUCUAGGAGCUGAAUAGUAAUGUCCUAUAGAUUAAGGAUUAUCUCCCUCAUGCAUAGCUCUUAUCCUUGGGCGAAUUUGGCUCCACUUUUUUGGCACGCUGUUUUUGGCUAUAUUUAGCUCUAAAACUUUAUAGUUAUUUCGGAUUUCAAACAUUUCGGUUGAGCAUCACUGAAGAGACAUUUUUUGUCGAAAUACGCAUCUGGUGCAUCAAAAUUGGUACCGUAUAAGUUUUACAUUUGCAAUAAGGUUUCGGAAUUUUCAUAUUGGCUCCAGGGGCACAUAGGGUCCGAAAAAUGACGUUUACUAUCAUAAAGCUUGUCACUUAAACUAUUUAUAGGUCUGAUACACAUACAAUCAUGCUAAACGGUGUUUAUUUUCAUGGUCCAGAGGUAUGCACCAAUAUGAAGCUUUGAUAAAGCACAUUUGAAAGAAAUCUUACUUUUGUGCACGCAUGCGGAGGUAAUUAAUUUGAUUGAUAUCUUAAGAAAUAAUUAGAUUUUAAUGAUUUUUGCAGAAACAACGUCAUCAUAGUGGAUGAAUGUGACGUCAUUGAUACAAGAUUUCCCGGAAAUAUUCUUAUAUUUAGAACAACCAAUUUGUCAAGAGUAACACCAGAUUAAUGUCAAGUUUAUAGAUUGAAUAUAAAAAAAUAUGUAAAUUUGGGGCUGAUGUGGGCCCUUAGAGCCCCUAACUCUUUAGUCAUUCUUUAUAGGAGUAAUGAAACUGACCACUCUUCGUUAUCUUUACAAUUUCUUCGAAGGCAACUGAACGGGUUGCGAUGUGGCCGAUAAACCUUUUGUUUAUUAUAACAGAAAAAAUAAUUAAAUAAAAGAAAACAGAAAACCGACUGGAAGCCUGCAAAACCCUUACUUAAUAUUUGUACAUUUAUGUGUAAAGAAAGAGUUCUCUUUAUGGCUAUCAAUUUCGCUCUAAAAUUUACUACCUGUGGCUAUGAUUGCUUUUGUUUUGACUAUGCCAUGGGUCGGUUAUAUGGGCAAAUUUUGAUUAAAAACUGAAAAUGUCAACAAUGAAUCCGAAUCAUAUAUGAAGUUUAAACAUUCGCGUAAGGUCACGAAAAUGUGAAAAAGCAAUGAGUAUGAAAUAUUUAACAAGCUUUUAAAAAGAGAAUCGACUACAUUAUAGUUAUAAAUUUGUAAUUGCAUGUUAACAUAAAUUACACACUAAAUAUUGUCUAUAGUCGUAGUAAAUUUUGACCAAAUGAUCCAUUAAUUUUGUAAAAUUGAUUUUUUUGUUUAAAGAGAAUGAGUUCAGACCGAGAUUUGAAUGAUUAUACGUCAACACCAAUGGUGACGAAAAUAAGUUGUUCACACGUUCCGGUCAGCUGGCUACAUUUCGUUAUGCUGCAAUUCCAAUACCAUCGGUGUCAUAUGUUGUCAGAAAUGACCCUGGUUGAUCCGUAUUAACGGCAUGACGUCACAUUUGCAAAAACGCGAUGAAUUAUAAAACUGAUACAUAGAACAUUUUAAACGAUAUUCACAGCAAAAUGUUUACGCGAUCAUUCAAUCUCAUUGUACCCGUAGUGGUCAAUAUAGUUUUCGUUGCGACUAAUAAAAUAUCAAGUCUUAGAUUGUCAUUUUCUUCUAAAUUUCGUCAAAUGAAUUCAGAGACCGUUACUAUACAAAAUAUGGAGAGAGAGAGAGAGAGAGAGAGAGAGAGAGAGAUGGUUUUAUUAAGAUAAAUUCUACUUCACUAUGAAAUCAGAUAAGAAAGUGUAUAUUCGUAUUCAUAAAAAACGAUUGAUGCAGGCCUAUUCCUUGUCACUAUACACAAUAUGGAGUUUUCUGAUUUUAAGUUCUCAUCUUUUGAAGUCUAGAUAUAUAUGCAAGGUGAAGAUAACGAACAGUGAUCAAUCUCAUAACUCCUAUGAGCAAUACAAAAUAGAUAGUUAGGCAAACACGGACCCCUGGACACACCAGAGGUGGGAUCAGGUGCCUAGGAGGAGUAAGUAUCCCCUGUUGACCGGUCACACCCGCCGUGAGCCCUAUAUCCUGAUCAGGUAAACGGAGUUAUCCGCAGUCAAAAUCAGUGUACUAAGAACGGCUUAACAAUCGGUAUGAAACACGUCAGACAACAUGUAAGACGACGUUAAAAAUUAACUUACAUCUAGAAAUGUGUGCAAAGCUAAGUAAAGAAAUUUACGUUUAUAUUUGGAGUGCAUUUAUAAAAGGGGAGAUUUAAAAGAAGGUGAAAAUAACGGACGAUGAUUUGUCAACAUGCCAGAGUAAAAAAAAAAGAUAUGAACUUGAUUGGUAUCACAACGAACACAUCCUAAUAAACGCACACAAAUUGCAGUCAGUAUCAUCUAGUCUAAGACACUCGUAUUAUUGAUCUUUUUAUUUAAAGUGACUGGAAUCAGAUAGUUGGUCAUAUGUCAACACCACAUGAGAAAAGAAUACGAAGCAAUCGUCAUCCUUUAUCUUGAAUUGGUGAAGCUCAAACAAUGGGAGACAAACAUGAUGUGCAGUAUCACACCGUGGGUAGUAAAGCAGAACAUAUACCAAGAGAAUUCAUGCCUCCAAGAGAAUUCAUGCCUCCAAACUACAUUCGUUCGCUUUCUUCAAAAAUAAAACGACCUGAGACAAAGCUUGUGAAGCAUGAGCUUUAUAUGCAUGAAAUGGAUGCUGCAAACCAAGAUCAAAAUUCAGAAAAAAGGGAAAAGGAAACCCUACAUAGACGACGAAUGACCCUGGAGAGUGAUAUACGUGGUGUACACGGCAGACAGAUACAUCGAAACGACAUAGCUUUGCUUUCUUCAAAAGUAAGGCAACUUAAGGGAACGAUUUUCAAUUAUGAGCAUUCCAUGCAUGAAAUGGAAUUAAGGCAAAAAAAUAUGCUUGGACAAAUGGAAUUGAUGUUUGGUCAGAGGGUUGAGCAACUUGAUAGAUUACAGCAUCAAAUAGAUAGUGGCCUGAAACCCGUUACUAAUGAAAUACAGAAGAUUGCGUUGGAAUUCGAGCGUCUUCCCUCUAUGAUGACUUCAGUCUUACUCGAAAAUAGGUUCGAGUUUGAGGAACCACAUAUUUUGAAAAAAAUUGCAAAUCGAAUAGUUUCCUCAAAAAGGCUGAUUUCUAUGGAAAUUGAUAGACGCCCUUUCCUACGAACAAAUGCAUACAAAGCCUUAGUGAAACAGUUGGAAGGAAACAACAUAGCAGUAGUGACAGGACUUCCCGGAAAUGGAAAAAGAUUCCUAGCAUGCCAAUGCGCGAAGACUUUUCAGCAAGAGAAGCGGAUGAAACCGUUUAUUGUUCAGCACCAUCAGGACUGGGAGGUCAACAUUUCCCCAGACAAUAAAUUCUUCAUCAUUGUACAAGAUUUCUGCGAGGUUGAUAUCUUUUCCACAUAUUUCCGUCAAAACUUGAUGAAUCAUAUCGCUGGAAUUUCUAAUAAUAUUCACGAUACCUGCACUCCUCAGGCUAACAAACUGCUUAUAAUUCUUAGAAAAGAAGUCCUGCAUUUCAUUAAACAUCUUUUUCCUGAUGAUAUAAGAUUUUCAGAGGAGUUUGUUAUCGAUGUUUCUUCGCCACAAAUGCUCCUUACAUCCAUCGAAAAGCAAGAAAUGUUGAGGUUAAACAAAGUGAAAUUGAGAGAGGACGAAGGUGCAUUGAUUGAAUCCGAUUUUCCGUUUGGAUUUCCAGAUGCUUGUCAUUUCUGUCAGACAAUGUCCGAAUUUUCUGUUCAUGUAGAUAGCAUUCUGUCACAACGACUGGAAAGUAUGGAGCCCGAGUUUUUUCUAGCUCUCAAAGUUGUAUGCCUACGAGGAGGAAAAAUCAACAUGAAUGAAUUAUACGAAAAUGAGACAUAUGCAAUCUUACAUCGCACGUUCAAGCAAACCGCAAAGGGAUUUACAAGAUCUGUCUCUAUGAACUUGCCGUUUAUUGUUGACCUCUUAACAGAUGUUUUCUUUACAAAAAUCACCGAAAUUGACACUACAUAUGUUGAAUGUUUUCACAGAAGCAUAAACGAAAACGUGGCAUCAAUUAUAUUAAGAAAUAAUGCUGGUUCUGCAUUUCAGUUGGCUCCACUCAACAGAUUGCAAUAUUUUCGUUCUAAACUUCUGAGGGAAAGCACAGAUAUGUCAACAAAUAACAUUUUUGAUUGGAUUAUCGAGCGAAUAGCAAGCGAAUUAUGCUGUAAUGCCACUGGGAGUGUAAUACAAUGUAUUACAGAACUACUAGAAUGGAAUGAUGAAGAGUUCAUCAAUAAGAUCUCGGCAAACGGAAAAUUCGAAGAAGCAUGUCGAAAUUUAAAACCUUACCAACAAGAGUGCUUUCUUGUUUGCGCCAUCAGAUCAAAUUCUUUGAAUAUCAUACGGUUAUUGUUCAGCUCUUUGAGGAAACAUCUGUUCCUUAGACUUUGUCAAGAAAACGAAAUAAUGUUGAAAGUAGUCGAGACAGGCUCUGUAGAAAUGUUUCAGCUUCUGAAGGAUUUAGGAGUUACACUCGAACAUAACAAGUCCCCUCCUAUUGCAACUUUGUUCACUGCUGCAAGAAACAACCAUUUACCAAUGCUAUCAUUCCUGACGGAAUAUGUGCAAAUAGACCCUUCAUUCAGAGAUGCACAAGGCUGCUCCCUAUUACACUGUGCAGCAAAGUCCGGCUCCGUGGACGUAAUGGAAUAUUUGAUAAGGCAAGGUUUAGAUCCAAAAGAUUGCUCCGUUGAUAACGAAACGAUUUUGCAUUUUAUGGCGAUGUUUGGUUCCUUUUCAGCGUUUAAGUGGCUUUGCGAGAGGUACCCUGGACAGAUAGGAAUAAAAACUACAUCGGGAAAGUCUGUUAUGCACUAUGCAGCUUCAAAUGAAGACACAUACAUUUUAAUUUUCCUGGUGGAGAAUAUGAAAAUGAAUCCGCAUGACAAAACAAACGAUGGAGAAACUUUGUUACAUAUUGCAUGUCGCAAUGGAAAUAAUGGCGCUGUUAAGCACAUGUUAGAGCGUUAUGCAGAAAUUAUUCACGUUCAAGAUAAGCAUGGGAUGACUGCAGCACACACAGCGUGUAUCAGUGGAAACUUAGAGGCUAUGAAAUUGUUGAGUCAGUUUCAUGACCGUUUCAAAAUAUUGACAAAGAAGGGCGAAAGUGUCCUGCAUUGUGCUUCCAUGAGCAGAAGUCUAGAGGUACUUCAAUUUGUUAUGCGUUUGAAAUUGCAUUCGAAAGAUGUGGUUACAACAAAAGGCUAUUCUUUGCUUCAUUCUUGCACCAGUUCUGCCAAUGGGGAUCUGGAUAUUGUGCAGUAUCUAAUAGUUCAAGGAUUUGAUGUUCGACAGCGUAAUGAACAAGGACAAAUCCCAAUGCAUUUAGCUUGUAUUUCAGGAAAUUUAGAAAUCGUACGUUUUCUGGUUAGUAAGUACCCAGAACUUCUCAAUGCAAAAGACAAGAAAGGAUAUGAUGCAAUAUUGAGUUGUGCAAAAGGUCAAUCGUUAGAAACUCUGAAAUACCUUGAAAAUAUGCAAUGUUUCACUCAUCAGACUUUGCCUAAAGGCAAAGGUAUCCUUCAUAUUGCAUGCAAACACAGCUCGGUUGAUGUUGUCAAAUAUUUAUGUCAAAUGUAUCCACAAGAACUUGAAAGACGUGAUUCCAAAGGGAAAACGGCAUUACAUAUGAGUGCACUCAACGCUUCAGUGGGUGUUAUACAAUAUCUCUUAGAUAUCGAGGUCGACCAUUAUGCUUUAUCAACGAGUAAACAAACAAUUUUACAUUUAGCGUGCUACAACAGCAAUAUAGAUAUAUUGAAAUAUAUCGCAAAAAAGCUACCUGGUCUAAAAUGUCAAAAGGAUUAUCGUGGAUACACCGCUUUGCAUUGUUCUUGCGAGGCUAGAAAUGAAAGAGCAAUCAAAGUUUUGUUGAAUUUGAACGAUUGUGAUGUUCGCCAGAGAACAUUAGAAAAUUUUACACCCCUAGACAUUGUGUUUGUGAACAGCCCAUAUCAAUAUGAAGAGAGUACCACACACGCUAUCAAAACGAUGAUAGAGGUAUACAAAGAACAGGGCUAUUCUGGAUCGCUACCAGAAAUGAUGUUCAGAGAUAUAGCACAAUACCAGGCAAAUUAUUUAGAAUCCUUACAUGCCUUCGAUUAUCUUGACCUUGCUGUCUAUCCAAAAAGACUGAGAGGAAUAAGUGAAAGCAAAAUGCUAGCUUUCUCCCUUGCACUUGCUGAUUGCUUGAAUAAUGAAAAACUUCUAAACAAAGGCGAAAAAACUGUAAAUACUGCUUCCUGUCGGUUGCUCAAUUUCGUCAAAUACGAAAAACACCACACAUGUUCCUUUUCGGAAACACUUAUAGAGACGGGACUGACUUGGUCGAUGGUUUGGUGCAUCGAAAUAGCAUUUCUAUAUCCAAAAGAAAUAAGAGAAGUUUGUCUCAGAUCUUCUCUUAAUAUCUUGCGAUCAGGGGCAGCUACUGAUGUAGUUAAAACAUUUGCUAGAGGAAUCAGUAAAACAUUUUAUAUGAAAUACAGCGAUGUAUUGAGUAUACACUCUGUGUGGGCUGGAUUUCUACCUAUGUCACAUGAAAGGUACAAUAACUGCAUCGAAACAAUAGUAGUUAUAACUAGAAAGACACGCGAAGCAAUACAAAGGAGUUUGAAAGAAUAUCAUGGAUUAAAAAUAUAUUUCCGAGAUUUCAGGUAUUUCUCCCCGGAAGCAAAAGAAAUGCUGCAUCUCGAAAGUGAUGUAUCAUGUGACUUGAUGUUGAGGAAAGAAGAUAUUCAAAGACUGAUGAAAAACCACAGCAAUAUUUCACUCGUAUCAACAUCAUCAGUCAAAUCAAUAGGAUAUGGUACAGCAAAUCAAAAUCCACCCAAACAUUUGAAAUCGGUUGUUAUUUAUUGUAGAGUCAAAGGCAUAAUUCCGGCAGGCGAAAAACUCUUUCCGACGCAAAUUGGAGGGUAUUCGGUUGACGUCCGAGAAAGUGCUGUGACUCUUGCUGUCGGUGAAGAGGGUUUAAAAAUGGGAGAUAGGAUAGGGCUAACAGGAGGGGAUAAAACUGGAACGCUGGGCGGUUUUAUUGAUAUAGAUGCUGACAGAAAGGGUUUCAUAACUUGUGCCCAUGUUCUAACUUCUCUGGACAAUCAAACAGAUAAUCUACGCCACCAAGAAUCGCCCGUAAGCAUUAUAGACAGAGGAAGGAAGUACGCUAUCGGACAUGUGGUAAAAUCUUUUUUAGAUUUGGAUGGAACGGAUGUUGAUGUCACAAUAGAUGCUGCCCUCGUUGAAGUGCAAACAAGACUGCCAGACAGUGGAUAUUUUACUUCAAAUUUAAAGUUAUCAAAUAUUCAACAAGCAGAUUUUCGAAAUCAUGACGAAGUAUCUUUCACCGAUGGCGAAACAGCAACCAUAGAGGAAUGUAGAUCAGGAAUGGUACUGAAAGUUGGUGCUGCUUCCGGAUUAACACGCGGACAUGUCCAUUUUGAAAAUGCUGAAGCUGUGAUCGAAGAAAGUAGUGUUGUCUUAAAUGAAAAAAAAUAUACAUUACGUGGACAGAUAGAAGUGAAACCUUACAGAUGUACUGAUUUUAUCUCAGAUGGGGAUUCAGGUUCCUUCGUUUUUCUGAGAGUAAAUGGAAACCCCCCUGUACUGAAAUGUGUUGGACUAGCGGUCGCUCGAACUGACCACGGGACUUGCUUAAUGACACCUAUUGAAAACGUCCUCUCUCGUUUUAAUUUGACAAUUGAUCAGCUUACGAAAUUCGAAAAUAAUUCUGAAGAGGAAGAUAUUUUAAGCAAGAUGUUUCGUAAACUGACAGAAGACAUGAACAAUCAAUUUGUGGCUACAAAUGAAAAUGUAUCAGAAAUAGAAGUCAGAGUCAAUGAAAAUGUAUCGGAAAUACGAAACAGUGUAGCCCGGAUGGAAAAUAGACUACAUGAGGUCGAAAAUAUAGUAUUCAAUAAUCCAGAAGACGGCGGGCAAAAAUGUAUUUUAUUAUAAAGAUUGUAUUAUCCGUAUUAAAACUGUAAUUUUCUGGGUAUCUAAAAUAAUCACGAAAUCAAAACUGAGACGUGAACACAGAACUAAAUGAACAUACUUCGCUCGAAGUGUUACAGAGUGUUUUCCAUGAAUGUUGUUAAGUGUUUUAUUCAUGUUAAUGUUAAUUCUAGUGUGAUAUUACUUAUCGUAUUUUACAAGUUAUGUGAGUUUUAUUUGACUGAAAGGGCAAGUUGUUCCGACAACUCAGCAAAUGUCAGUUAUUUAUGCAUGUAAUUCAUAUACACCAUUUUAUACAAUAUAUGAAAUUAUUAUUAUUAUUAUUUUAUUCAUUUAUAAAGCGCAAAAUUACAUAUAGUUUCUAUGUGCUGUACAAUGUUUGUGCUAAUAAUCAAUGAUAGUAUACCAAUAAAAGACCCAUAGUUAUAAAGGAAAUGAUAAAACAAUAGAAAGAAUUUAAAUAAAACAUGGUAGUAAAAUGACAAA
Ostrea edulis (European flat oyster) is the source of this 10306-nucleotide messenger RNA. RefSeq lists its product as uncharacterized. Gene Ontology annotation, molecular function: protein binding. Bases 4346 to 9823 code for a protein of 1825 amino acids. The transcript is spliced from 4 exons. The record is from RefSeq and is a predicted model, not a curated record. Lineage: Eukaryota; Metazoa; Mollusca; Bivalvia; Ostreida; Ostreidae.